Messenger RNA from Trichomycterus rosablanca, 1416 nucleotides. It is a transcript of the gene urod, whose product is annotated as uroporphyrinogen decarboxylase. The record is from RefSeq and is a predicted model, not a curated record. The transcript is spliced from 10 exons. The coding region runs from base 78 to 1190 and encodes 370 amino acids. Gene Ontology annotation, biological process: heme biosynthetic process. Gene Ontology annotation, molecular function: uroporphyrinogen decarboxylase activity. Lineage: Eukaryota; Metazoa; Chordata; Actinopteri; Siluriformes; Trichomycteridae. Gene Ontology annotation, cellular component: cytosol.
GUGUAAAGUGAAGCUGUUGUGCAGAUCAUCCGUUCAUUCAGACCGCGUUGACCUACCGAGCUCCAAACUGCCUGACCAUGGUGGACCAAGACGAUCUGAUCCUCCCUAAAGACUUCCCGGAGCUCAAAAACGCCACGUUUCUGCGGGCAGCUCGGGGCGAAGAGGUCGACCAUGUUCCCGUGUGGUGCAUGCGGCAAGCAGGGCGCUACCUACCAGAAUUCAGGGAGUCCAGGGCAGGGAAGGACUUUUUCGAGACGUGUCGUUCUCCAGAAGCCUGCUGUGAGCUGACGCUACAGCCACUGAGACGCUUCCCGUUCGAUGCUGCUAUCAUCUUCUCAGACAUCCUGGUGGUUCCUCAGGCUUUGGGCAUGGAGGUCCAGAUGGUCGCUGGGAAGGGUCCCACGUUCCCCGAACCCCUGAAGGAGCCGGACGAUCUGCAGAGACUCGGCGCCAAAGUGGACGUGGCGUCCGAGCUCGGCUACGUGUUCAGAGCCAUCACGCUGACCCGCCACAAACUGGAGGGCAGAGUUCCUCUCAUCGGCUUCAGCGGAGCACCGUGGACUCUGAUGUCCUACAUGAUCGAGGGUGGAGGCUCCACGACCCACUCGAAGGCCAAGCGCUGGCUGUACAGACACCCCGAGGCCAGCCACACGCUCCUGAAGAGGCUCACCGACGUCAUCGUGGAGUACCUGGUGGGACAGGUGAACGCCGGAGCUCAGGCUCUGCAGGUGUUCGAAUCCCACGCCGGUUGUUUGGGUCCGACGGAGUUUAAGGAGUUCGCUCUGCCCUACCUGAGGGACAUCGGACGCCGAGUAAAGGACAGGCUGAAGGAGUCCGGACUGGAGAACGUACCAAUGAUCGUAUUUGCGAAGGACGGUCACUACGCUCUGGAGGACCUCUCCCAGUCCCAUUAUGAGGUGGUGGGUUUGGACUGGACCAUCGAUCCACGUCUGGCACGGGCGAAGACCGGAGGACGGGUCAGUCUGCAGGGUAACAUGGACCCCUGUGCACUCUACGCCACUAAGGAGCGCAUUUCCGUGAUCGUGAAGACCAUGCUGGAGGCUUUCGGGACCCGAGGCUACAUCGCCAACCUCGGGCACGGCUUGUACCCCGACAUGGACCCGGAGAGCGUGGGCGCCUUCGUGGAGGCCGUGCACACACACUCCCGCCGCCUACUCAACCGCAAAUGAUCAGCGGAACCUUCUGGAGAACCUGGAACGAGCACACGAGAGCCGGAUCACCAGCACUGAGAGAUUAUUUAUUAUAGUAGCGUCCGCCAAUCAUUCCGUACGUACAGAACCGGUCGUUUUGUUUUUACUGGUGCACAGAAGAAAAUAAACUGGUUUGCAUGGUGUUUGUGGUCGAUGAUGAAUGAUUGAUUAUUAGAAAAUAAAAAUUAAAAAUUGAUUAUGAAAA